Aspergillus puulaauensis is the source of this 3345-nucleotide messenger RNA. RefSeq names its product condensin subunit YCG1. The transcript has 2 exons. Gene Ontology annotation, biological process: mitotic chromosome condensation. Gene Ontology annotation, cellular component: condensin complex; condensed chromosome. The record is from RefSeq and is a predicted model, not a curated record. The coding region runs from base 1 to 3345 and encodes 1114 amino acids. NCBI's taxonomy places the organism in Eukaryota, Fungi, Ascomycota, Eurotiomycetes, Eurotiales, Aspergillaceae.
AUGCCUAGUCGAGUUGCCGCCCGUUCGACAUCCACCGCGCGCAAAAGCUCUGCGACAGCAUCAAGUGGUCGCGCUGGCUCUGCGACACCAUCUUUCGCCGUCCCUGAAGAACCUGCGCUGCCUGAGGGCUCCCCGAAUCUCCGCCGGGAUGUGUGUGCGAUUUUCGCAGAUGCUCAGCGCUCGACAACAGGCCAUCGCAAACUCGUUGUCCGAUUGAGGAAGAUCCAAGAGGCUUGCUGCGGCAUCUCGCAGAAAAACUCGAAAAAGGACGGCAAAAACACUGAAGCUCCCGAAGAACGAUUGAUCCCAGGCGAAGAAACGAUACCCGAGAAGGAAUUCAACGUUGAAGUGGGCCGCUGUGUGUUGCGAAUUUUAUCAAUCAAGAAGACAGAACCCGUUGGCGAUCGUAUUUUACGCUUCCUUGGGAACUUCCUCACGCAUGCUUCAGAGAAGGAUGCCGAAAUUUUCGGCUCCGAGGCGGAAGAGGAUGACAUUCAGAAUACGCACGAGAGGCCGACCGCACAUUUGACCACCAGCCUUGUUUCUCUUAUAGUGCCCCUAUUGUCCGCCAAAGAUAAAAUCGUUCGCUUCCGCACCACACAGAUCAUUGCACAUGUUGUCAAUUCGCUUGACACAGUGGACGAUGAAUUAUACCAUACCCUUCGACAGGGUCUCCUAAAACGGAUUCGCGACAAAGAGCCCUCGGUCAGAGUACAGGCAGUCACGGGCCUCGCCCGCUUGGCCGGAAAUGAAGAAGACGACGACGAAAACGACGAUACAAAUGCGGCUCUUGUGGAGAAGCUUGUUGAUAUAAUGCAAAACGACACCGGAGCGGAGGUUCGGCGAACAUUGCUUCUUAAUCUGCCGCUGAUUCCAGCCACCCUCCCAUCCCUUCUCGAACGUGCCCGUGACCUCGACGCGCCUACGCGACGGGCCUUGUACUCUCGCCUUCUUCCUACACUAGGCGAUUUUCGACAUUUGUCUCUGUCAAUGAGAGAAAAGUUACUUAGAUGGGGUCUGCGUGAUCGUGACGAAAGUGUGAGAAAAGCUGCAGGGAAGCUGUUCCAUGACCGCUGGGUUGAAGAUUGUGCCGGAACGAACAACGACCCUGAGAGAGUUGGGCAGCGCUCCGAACCCAAUAUUCCCGCUCUUCUGGAACUUUUGGAGCGUGUUGAUGUAAUAAAUUCUGGAAUGGAAUCUGGAAUAGCGCAUGAGGCUAUGCGCAGCUUUUGGGAGGGCCGGGCAGACUAUCGAGAAGCGGUUCUGUUUGAUGAAGCCUACUGGGAAUCAAUGACAGCUGAAUCCGCCUUCCUUCUACGCUCGUUUAACGAUUUCUGCCGAGUUGAAAAUGAGGGUAAAUAUGAUAGCCUUGCCGACGAGAAGAUUCCAGUCGUUACCGCUUUCGCAAUGUACCUCCAUAAAUACAUGACCGAGCUCCUACAGCGCAAGAAACUUACCAAAGACGCCACUGAUGUGAAUGACGACGAAACUGUUGAGAUCGAAUUCAUCGUCGAGCAAUUGUUGCACAUCGCGAUGAAUCUGGAUUACAGUGAUGAGGUCGGUCGAAGGAAGAUGUUCUCUCUACUCCGCGAGGCUCUCGCUGUGCCAGAGCUCCCCCAGGAAUCCACGAAGCUCACCGUCGAGACGCUGAGAUGCGUUUGUGGACCCGAUGCGGCAGCUGAAAGCGAAUUCUGCAGUGUGGUAUUGGAAGCUAUUGCUGAGGUCCACGACACCAUUAUCACUGAAGAUAGCUUUGUUUCUGCGAAGUCUGAAAUCAGCGAUGAUGCCAGCAGCCGCCACCGCUCCGAAACGCCAAUGAGUGAAGAUGAGAAGCCAUUUAACAAGGAGGAGGCCAAGGCCAAGGUUCUCAAGGAAAUUGUGGUUAACAUGAAGUGUCUGCACAUUGCUCUCUGCAUGCUGCAGAACGUUGAAGGCAACCUUCAGGCUAACAUGAACCUGGUCACUAUGUUAAACAACCUGGUUGUGCCUGCUGUCCGGAGUCAUGAGGCUCCAAUCCGUGAACGUGGUCUGGAAUGUCUUGGGCUUUGUUGCUUGCUUGAUAAGACUCUUGCCGAAGAGAACAUGACGCUAUUCAUCCACUGUUACAGCAAGGGCCAUGAGCCUCUUCAAGUAACUGCUAUCCAGACCCUUUGCGAUAUGUUGACCAGCCACCCGUCUCUGCUGGCCCCUGUAACUCAGGCCGACAAGGAGACAGUCGCCCCGCCGGCGUUCCAGAAGCCAUUACUCAAGGUCUUUGCUAGAGCACUUAAACCAAGCUCACCGAGCAGUGUACAGACAGCUGCCGCCGCGGCUCUUUCGAAGAUUAUGCUUACCAAUGUCUUUACGCCUUCCGCGCCCAAUAUCCCUCAGGCCAUCCAAGAGUUCAACCAGAACGCCAUCGAGACACUACUACAGUCCCUCGUCGUGUCCUUUUUCCACCCUCGGACUCGUGACAACCCCGCGUUGAGGCAGUCCCUGGCCUACUUUUUCCCUGUGUACUGCCACUCCCGACCGGAUAACACUCAGCAUAUGCGUAAAAUUACCGUUCCUGUCAUCCGAACCGUCCUGAACUCGGCUGAAGAAUACUACUCCCUCGAAGCCGAGGAAGACAGUGAUGGCGAGAUUGACGAGUCUCUUGGUGAAAAGGAGCUGAAGGGACUGAUGACCGGAGUUAUCGGUAUGCUCUCGGAGUGGACAGAUGAGCGCAGAGUUGUCGGACUAGGCGGCGAAAGGGUUCUUGCUGGAGGCCCUGCAAGCUCUAAUGCUUGUGGGUUUAUGCAUCUCGAAUUGAUCAAGGACAUCCUGGAGCGAGUCCUUGGAGUCAGCUCCAGCACCAAUCGUUGCUCCAAGGAAGAACGGAAGCUCCUGUUCUCACUCAUGAGCAAGCUCUAUAUUGCUCCGCCAACAGCACCUUCUCGGUCGGCUUCUCAAAAUCCCGACAAUGACGACCAGUUCCGCUCCAGUGUUCGAAGCUCCCAGGGCGAGAUCAGCCCGGAAAACCUUGCUCUCGCGCAAGAAGUGAAGGAGCUCCUCGAUCAGACCAUUGAAGAAGGCAUGGCGGCAGAUGCUGCAGGACGCAAUGCUCUCGUCAAAGUCAAGAACGUGGUCCUCAAGCUGCUGGCGGCUCCCACGCGACCUGCCAGUGCACGAGGUCGCGAAAGCAGCGUCGACUCUGAGAGUGAUAUGGCGAGUGUCAAGUCACGCAGCGUUCGGGGUUCCGUCGAACCUGGUCUUUCGAGGCGCGGUGUAUCGGUGGAGCCGAGUAUCAUGGAAGAGGACGAGAAUAAUGAGGAUAGCCGGAUGACGGUUAUCAAGGAAGAAGAGCCUACAGAGAUGGAGGAAUGA